Messenger RNA from Danaus plexippus (monarch butterfly), 2141 nucleotides. RefSeq names its product heparan-alpha-glucosaminide N-acetyltransferase-like. The record is from RefSeq and is a predicted model, not a curated record. The transcript has 10 exons. The coding region runs from base 130 to 1845 and encodes 571 amino acids. NCBI's taxonomy places the organism in Eukaryota, Metazoa, Arthropoda, Insecta, Lepidoptera, Nymphalidae.
CUUUUAUGAAUCAUUUAUUUACGUUGUCAGAUUUCUGCUGAUCUGAUUAUUUUUGUGUUCUCGCUAUUGUGCACGAACUAUAUAUUUUAUAAUUCGAAACAUUUAAAGUAAAUGUAGAUUUAUUGAAAAAUGUUAGGUAAUUUUAAAAACGUCGGCGCAUUCGUGCGCGACUGCAAUGGUACUACGUUGAAAUACGAUCAGGCAUGUUUGGAGAUUAUAACAAACGAGAAAAUUACUUUCUGGAGCCAAUAUGAAGUCUGUGAGGAUUGCAUGUUGUUGGAAACAAAGAAAUUAUCGUCAACCGGCGCUGUUGUGAUCGAAACUGAGAGUUCUUUGCGCUACGCUAUUAAAAAUGCCAAUGGACUUAUAUGUAAUGGAACAUAUCGGUUUGGUGAAUUUGGCCAGUACAGUAUCAAUGUGACGGAGUUGACGAAGGAUGAAUGUACUCCGAGGAUGACCGCUGAACCAGAUGCAGCCUACCUUCCGAUACUGACCGCAGCUGUUGUACUACUAUCUAUGGCUACACUGUGGUAUAUUAUCAAGGGUAUCGGCAAACGAGUAGUCGCUGGUAGAUUUUAUGCCAGAUAUUUCGCAAGGGAGGACAAUGAACUGGGUUCGGAGACGAGGGUGCUGACUACGGAGGCGAGCGUCCCAAGGUCACCGACAAGGUCACGGCUGAGGUCACUCGAUAUAUUCAGAGGGAUCGCGAUAGCACUUAUGAUCUUCGUGAACGCUGGUGGCGGGGGUUACGCGGUCUUCUCCCACGCUGUGUGGAACGGUCUGACGGUGGCGGACUUGGUAUUCCCAUGGUUCGCGUUCACAAUGGGGGAGGCCAUGGUGUUGUCCCUCAACGCCAGGCUGAGGACCUCGCUGCCGAGGGUCAACGCGCUUGGACAGGUCGCAAGGAGGUCUCUUCUUCUGUCCCUGAUCGGCAUCUGCCUGGGAUCAGUGAACACGAACUGGUCCUACGUUCGGUUCCCGGGCGUGCUACAGCGACUCGCUGCUAUGUACUUGAUUGUUGGGUCUUUGGAGUGUGCUUUUAUGAGGACCAGCCAGAAUAUUAUACCAGGUCGGUCGCUGUUCCGUGACAUCGCUGCCGGUUGGCAACAGUGGUUGGCCACCGUGCUGAUGGUAGCUGUACAGCUGUGUAUAACAUUGACGGUCGCUGCCCCCGGGUGUCCCGUGGGGUACUCGGGUCCCGGGGGGCUGCAUAGGACAGCGACCGGGGACUUCUCCCUCCAGAACUGCACAGGUGGCAUAGCUGGUUAUAUUGACAGGCUCAUCCUCGGCCCGAAUCAUUUGUACCAGCACGGGACCUUCAAGAGCAUCUACCGCACCCAGCUACCCCACGACCCUGAGGGUAUCCUGGGCAUACUGUCCGGGGUUCUGGUCGUCCAAGCCGGGGCCCACGCCGCCAGGAUCAUGCUCGUGUAUAACCAUGCCAGAGCCCGCAUCAUGCGUUGGGUUUUCUGGUCUGUGAUGUUCGGCGUGGUGGGCGGCCUGCUCUGUAAGUUUUCGGAGGGCGGGUACAUCCCCGUCAACAAGAACCUGUGGUCUGUGUCGUAUUGCCUGGUGACGUCAUCGAUGGCCUUCUUCAUCCAGGCGAUCUUGUACUUCGUGGUUGAUCUGAAGAACAAGUGGGGUGGACGACCCCUGUACUAUGCGGGUCAGAACGCGCUCUUCCUCUACGUCGGGAGUGAGCUGCUUAAAAAGCACUUCCCCCUCCACUGGCACCUCCCCUCCCCUAUCCACGCUCAGCUGCUCACCGCGAACGCAGCCGCGGCUCUCAUGUGGCUGGCGGUCGCUGUGGCCCUGCACAGGAAACGCGUCUUUAUUACUCUGUAAUAGCUAACAUUAUAGAAUAUCAAUUGUUAUAAACCAUGGAGAUAGCGUAAAUACGAAAUGUAUGAAGAUAUAUCUUAAAACCAAUACUGUCAUAUGUUUUGAUUAAAUUGUCUUGUUUAUUUAAUUAAUAUAUGGAUACCAACAAUAAUAACCUUUAUUAUGUAGAUGUUAAGAACUAUAUUGUAUAUAACUUGUAACAGUAUAAAGACAUGUUAGGAUAUCUUUUAUAUUUUUGUCGAAAUUUUGCGUGUCGGUGCUAAGAAAGUUUAUUAAAAUAAAGACAGUUUUUUCUUUCA